UGUCUAGGCGUACACCAGAAGUGGGACGUUUGCGUGCUUGCCCAGCUCCUCUUCGUAGAGCCUUUUAUUAAUUACCAUGAAACCCUCCUCAUGCAGCCUCACUGAAAUUCAGCAACAGAUAGAUGAAGUCAUUCGGUUUCUAUCUAUAACUCUUAAUAUUGCUAAUGCCCACACCGUGGAGUUUUACACUCACGACGUGUGGAAACGGUUCGUGGCCGUAUCACCGGAGGACGUUCUGUCAGCUGUAGGUUCCGGUAACGACCAGCAGAGGGAGCCACAGCACAGGCGGAGUGAGCAGCCCAGCACCACAUUUGGGUUUUGCAAUGAUACAAAGCGACUGAUUGACACCCAGGAACUUGUGCAGGCAGCUAAAGAGCACUCUCUCCCCGGCCUUGGACUCUGCAUGAGCCGGGAGAAGCUACUGCAGGGCCUCAGGGACACCAGGUCCGAGUCUGGUACUCCAGAGGAGACAGUGGCUGCUUUUGAGCCAGAUGAGUUUAUGACUUCUAAGAAAUCCCAUGAAGUCCAGUCCAUGUCUGAGGUGGUGGCCUGCCUGGCUCAGCACUGUGGGGUUAAUCAGGUGAUAGAUGUAGGCUCAGGGAAGGGCUACUUGAGCUCCUUCCUCUCUCUUCAGUAUGCCCUUCGGGUGUAUGGCAUUGACUCCUCUAGCACCAACACCCACGGUGCUCAGGAGAGGAACAGGAAGCUAAAGAAGUUCUCGAAAGCAUACCAGAAACACACCAAAGCAGCAAGGACGCAAGCAGAGGCCACACAUUCGCCUCAGGAGGAGUUAAUAGAAAAAAAAACUGGGCUGAAUGGAGACGAAGAUGUUUUAUCUGGUAAUGGGCCAAGAAUUCGGUCACAAGAGGAGGAGAGGGUGUUAACAAGCUCAUCAGACAUCAACCCCGCAGUGCAAGGACAUUCAGAGCAAAACCCAGUAACAGAUGAGCUCUUCCUGAGUGCUUUAUCCGUGGAUGUAAUACAGCCUGCUUCCCCCAGAGUUCCCCCAAGUCAACUCAGUGCUGAGGAAAGAGAGAGGAGGAAGAGAGAGAACCUAGAGAGGAAAGCUCAGAGCAGGGCCGACAGCACCGGAGCUGUGUUUUCACCUCUCACAUCUUACGUUACUGCAGAAACAGAGCUCCGAGACCUCAUCAAUGAGCUGGAGGAUGCAGUUAUGGUUGGCCUGCACACUUGUGGCGACUUGGCUCCCAGCACGCUGAGGAUGUUUGUGGCUAAACCGGAGCUAGCCGCAGUCUGCAGUGUGGGCUGCUGCUAUCACCUGCUGUCUGAGGAGUUUGACCCUGCCGGACAGGAGUGUUUACAGAGUGUGUGUGGUUUCCCUCUGAGUCAGUACCUCCGUGACCAAUCCUGCUUUUGUGGCAGAAAUGCCAGGAUGUCAGCAUGUUUGGCACUGGAAAGAGUUGCACUUGGCCAAGGGAUUCAGAUGGAAUCUCUGUUCUACCGAGCAGUCCUUCAUGUUAUUCUGAGGGACCACUACAGCUCCUAUAAAAGUGAAAAGCGAGUUGGGAAUGUUUACUCCAAGGCAAAGUCAUUUGUGGACUACGUUCGGCGAGCUCUGCGCAGACUGGAACUGGAUGAAUCAAAGCUCUCUGACAGCGACAUCCAGGAUUACCACAACACAUACAGAGUGCGAAUGGAUGAGAUGCAUGCUUUUAACAUGCUGAAGGUGACCCUUGCUCCCUGUAUUGAAGGUCUGAUUCUCCUCGAUCGCCUCUGCUAUCUGAAAGAACAGGAGGACGUGUCAUUCUCUGCACUGGUGCAACUGUUUGACCCCCUGUUGUCUCCCAGAUGCUAUGCUGUCAUCGGACUCAAGAAUGAUGGAAAAAGAACUACAAGCUGAGGAACUCGAACAUAUGCACAUAAUACAAUGAUUCAAGGGUCAUGUUUAUACAUGAACGAAGCAGCAAUCACGCUUUGAAAGUGAUUGUAUUAUGUAUGCAUUCCCAACUGUUUGUUUUAACUGCAACAUUUCAUCUAGAUUGAAUCUUUUUUUAAUGUUAUCUCUAUUUGUGGAACACAUGGUGUUACUUUUAAAUGAAAAACUAUCUGAAAUAUUUCUACUUCUCUGGUCUUGGCCUUGGGUUCUUCUCAGAGAUCGAACCCAUGCUCGAAACACCUGGAAAAACUGCCUUUUCUCUUUGAUAGCAUACUAUGUAUUGCAUCCUUUUAACAUGUUUUUAAAGACUGUUUAGGGGGUUUGAAGCACUAUGGGGUUUAGAGUAACCAGGGUCCCCUCAGCAGGUCUGGAAACUCCAUUUCUAGAACCCCAAACCAGAGGAAGUAGAGGAAAAGACAGGGCAUGUGGUGCCCUUGUCUCCAAUCUUAAUAUUUACUUUUUUUUUAAAUUUACCUCUGCCUCUGUCUUGGCUGUUUAAUAAAUAAUAUUCUUUGUACAUGUUUGAAAAUUAACGUAUGUGGGGUUUUUUUGUUUUUUUUUAGCACAUAUCUCUUCUUCUGACCUUUCUCUGUAAAACCCAUAAGAUGGUUGUGUGUGCAAAUUCCAGUAGAUCAGCAGUUUCUGAAAUAUUGUGACCAGCAAUCAUACCACAUUCAAAAUCACUUAAAUCACAUUUCUUUCUCAUUCUGAUGCUCAGUUUGAACUUCCGGUCAUAAAGACCAUGUUUAAUUUUUUUUAGUUGCUACAGUGUGAUUGGCUGAUUAGAUAUUUGCAUUAACAAGCAGUUGAACAGGGAGUGUAUAGUUAAUAUGGUUAUUAUAGAAAUAAAACAUUAAAUUAAUGAGAAACUGUUUAGCUGCCAGGUUAAUGGAUGACAGCUUCUUACUAUAUGAAUAAAAUAUUUAACUGGUUAAAAUGUUAAACCUCUGUCAAGUGCAAAACUUGACCAUAAAUAUUGUCAAAAUAACCGCUUUUGUAGUGUUAGUUUAUCUAACAAGGCUGCAGUUGAAUAAAUAAAACAUAAAAGUGUUUGGAAACAAUAUUGUCUUCCUAAAUAAUGAGAAUUAGUUCUGUCAAGUUGUAUUCCGCUUUGCGCAAAAUCCCACCACUGAGCCAGUAAUGAGUAUGUCAGCUGUGUGUGUGAACAUUUUCAUUAAAGCUAGGUAGUAAAUUAUGGAGACUGAACAAACGUAGCCUGAAAGUAAGGAAAUAGGCCAUAGAACACUUUCCCACUGUGCAGCACUGGUGCAAAGCAUUUCUUCUGUUUUCUCCCACUGCAUCUACUAUUUGUCACUGUAGCCACAGCAGCCUGCACAUCUGUUGGC
Oreochromis aureus is the source of this 3243-nucleotide messenger RNA. It is a transcript of the gene mettl25, whose product is annotated as methyltransferase like 25. NCBI's taxonomy places the organism in Eukaryota, Metazoa, Chordata, Actinopteri, Cichliformes, Cichlidae. The record is from RefSeq and is a predicted model, not a curated record. The transcript has 12 exons. The coding region runs from base 77 to 1861 and encodes 594 amino acids.